AUGUGAUUUUGUGUCAAGCCACUAAUCAAACAAAGGAACAUUUCAGACUUAUAAUCUAUAAAAAGGUUUUGUGUUGAAGACAAUGUCAUUCUUUUCUUACAAACAUGGCCAGGUCCCAUCAACUUCGAGAAAUGAAAGUUUAGAUGUAUCUAGAUUAAGGCCAUCAAACAAGUUGAAGAGAAACUGACCAAUCAAUGGAUUUAGUGGGAUUUGAAAUGAUAAUGUUGUGACAAGAUAUUACUAUGUUCACGUGUGGGAAGUGAUGCUUACCUAAAUUCUUGAUGGAAUAUAUUUAUCAGAUUCCGAUCCUAGAAAGAAAAAAUAGAAAUAAUAAAACUUGGAGAAUUUUAUAUUACCAUAGGAUUACUAAUGUUUGCAUCCGACACAUAUGUCCAUAUGCACAGUCAUUACGUGUUGGGUUUCUUAAGCAAUGAACUCGCAUGUCUUUCUAAAACUCGGAGUAGCAUAUAAGGCAAACUUGAAACAUAUCGUACCAAUUAUCAUAUUUAGUGUUGUAUUUUCUGGAAUAUUUACCAUGUCAAAUAGUGCUCCUAUUAAAGGUGGACCUUUACCUAAUGGGUUUUCUUUUCAUUCAAGUAGAAAUAUGUCGGACAUUUUAGUUCCAGAAGAAAUGGACAUAAAAAACGAAUAUUUAUUUUUACAUGCAAAUAACAAUAUGUGGUUAGAAAUUUUAAAAGAUGGAACAGUGAAAGCUAACACAUGUCCAACCAAAUACGGUGCUUUAGAAAGUGGCAGUCAUUCCGCUAAAUUAACAAGUAAUGGUAACAUGGCUGAUGCGAAAGAAGUGGCAGAUAAUGCCGCUGUGUAUCUUAGAGGUGUCGAAGCGGGGAAAUACUUGUGUGUUAGAAGUACCGGAGAGGUGUAUGCGUCUACAGAAUACAACAACACUGAUUGUGCUUUUAUACAGAAACCACAGUUUGAAACAACUGGCGGGAAAUAUCAUUAUUUCAAACAUCUACACCAUUUUAGUAAAUAUAAAAGACGAUCGCUACGUUUUAAAAACGGGAAAAGGAGAAAACAUCAUACAGUGCGGUUUCAAUUAGGGUUUACGAAGAAUGGAACAGUGUUCGUUGUUCAAAAACACUAUGAAAGGAAAGAAAAACACAAACCAAUGUUGAGUAUAAACAGAGUGAUGAAAGAAAUGCCAUCAAACUCUACUUGUGCAAAUCAAACUAAUCCUCCAAAAAAACCCAAAAGACGUUUUAAAUUCUGUCGGAAAGUGUGGAAAAACUAUUUUAGGUCUUCUAUAAAGGAUAUAAAGCGAUUUAGAAAAUACAAUUGUUGGGACAAAUUACGACAAAUGAGAAAACAAAAUCCCACGAUUACUAGUGAUACUGGGUGAAGCUAUAUACACAUUUUAUAGGUUUUUCAAAUUCUUGUCUCAAAACACAGAACGGUGCAAAACUACGUCCUCAGCGGCCAAAUGAUAUGCCGCCAUUGCAGAAAGAGGAAGCCGUGGUUGCGCAUGAGUCGAUAUUCCAGAGGAACCAUUUACAGUAUUUGUUAUUUAUUUGACACGAGUACAGUGACAGCGUCUCUAUUCUAUUAUCUGUGAUCAAACUAGCCUUAGUAUGUUACUCCAAAAGUCUCAAUAUCAUGUUCAUGAUAACUCAUUGUUUUUGUAAAUUGUUUACUCAUCUAUAUCAUCCAGGACAUUAUGGACAAUUCCUUUUAUGGAUAUUGUAAUAAUUAAAGAAACAGUGCAAUAAAACGACUGAAAUACAGGAAUAGCAAGAUGGCGGGUUAAAUACCUGAAGUAUUCAUACUUCUAAAGGCCUUCUGGUUAGGUCAUUCUUGUGGAGGAUUAUUUUGUAUGAAAGUCAGUAGUACAUGUAUAAUGAAAUUGUGCAUUAAUUUCUUGCACAAACAUGUGCACAAGUUCUUUACGAUGUGAAUUACUAAGAAACGUUGAUACACUUAACAAAUGAUUGUAAAUAUAUUUAUAAACAGCAUUUGAUCAUAAACAUGACUUCCCUGUAAGGGUUUAUAAAGAUCUGAACUGUCCACUGAUUAAUCAGGGGAAAAAAAUUAACCAAUAUUUGACACAACAUCUUUAUCUGAUGUCUAUGAACUCUAAUCUAACUGGGACCAAAUGCAAUACAUCAUUUUCUUUGUUUAACUUGUAUUUGCUUGUGUCAUUUCUUGUUUAAAAGUUUACCUCUUUUGACACAUGUAUUGUAAUUAACGCUUUUCCGACCAAAUUCAAUAUCAAUAUGAGUCGGAACAAAAUAAUAUUUACUAACUUGAAUAAAUACCAUUAGCAUGGGACGAACAGACAUUACCCACAUGUCUCCGUUCAUACUCUGCUUUAAGAUGCUAUAUAUACUUGUGUACAUUCCAUAUCAGUUCUCGUAGAUAUUGAUAAGCAUGUUUCUCCUAACUGUUGCUUUGUAUGACGUUGUCUUAAAGUUGCUUAGAAAGCAUUAUAUUCAAUUUUUUGGUGCUAUAUGUCCGUGUAUAGAGGUAGAAACUUCAAUUUAUUUAUUUAUUUAAUUAAAAGCCAGUAUCUGAAUACAGGCAGUUCUAUAAUACUCUUAUACACUUUGCUUGUUACGUUCAACAAAUUAACAAAACAAAUAUUUUUCGUUGACUAUUCAGGGACAUAAUUUUUGUAUGAUUUUGCCAUUCACUUUGUAAUAUUUCUUAUGUUGUCACAUGGGCUUCAGUCAAUUCAUGUGAAUUUAUUUUGUGAUACAAUUUAUCAUAAAAUUAUUAAAAAAUU
Messenger RNA from Mytilus trossulus (common blue mussel), 2743 nucleotides. RefSeq lists its product as uncharacterized. The transcript has 5 exons. Gene Ontology annotation, molecular function: growth factor activity. Bases 431 to 1363 code for a protein of 310 amino acids. NCBI's taxonomy places the organism in Eukaryota, Metazoa, Mollusca, Bivalvia, Mytilida, Mytilidae. The record is from RefSeq and is a predicted model, not a curated record.